AUGUUGAUAUUGAUACCUGUAUUCCAUGCAUGUGGUCUCUCUCAGUGCUACAAGGUGAAGUGUCUGGAGACAGAUGGACCCCCUGGACCUGAAGGACACAGAGGACAGAAGGGAGCUAAGGGAGACAACGGCAACCCCGGUCCUAAAGGCGAUAGGGGAAGACAGGGAGACCCCGGCAUCGAGGGUCCCAUCGGUCACCCAGGAGUCAAGGGUGAAAUAGGUAUCAAAGGUGAAAAGGGGGAGAUCGGAGCUGAGGGGAAGAAGGGUGUGGCCGGCCUCGCUGGACGCAACGGGACAGACGGACAGAAGGGGAAGAUCGGACGCAUCGGCGCUCCCGGCUGCAAAGGAGAUCCAGGAGACAGGGGUCCUGAUGGUCACUCAGGAGACGCGGGCGACGGUGGUCUUCCUGGAACGGAUGGAGAGAAGGGAGAUCCCGGUCGCUCAGGAAGAGCAGGCCCCCUCGGCCCGGUGGGAGACUCUGGACCUAAGGGUGAGAGAGGGAGUGCUGGCACACCUGGCUUCCCAGGAAACAAAGGAACGCCAGGAACCGCUGGAGGCCCGGGUGUCAAUGGAGAACUGGGGAGAAGAGGAGACUUUGGGCCAAUGGGGACCCCGGGAACAGACGGAGUUAAAGGAGACAAGGGUGAGGCAGGACCUGAGGGUCUGAGAGGACUGCCAGGUGAAGUAGGAAACAAAGGAACCAAGGGAGACAACGGACUCCCGGGGCCACGCGGGCUCCCCGGUACUUCAGGAGCGGCAGGGAAGAACGGUACCCGUGGCGACCCUGGUGAUGCUGGACCCAGAGGAGACCCUGGCCUUCCAGGACUAAAGGGGGACGUUGGAAGAGCUGGCUUCAGUUACCCAGGACCAAGAGGACCAACGGGAGAUCGCGGGGAGAAGGGCGGCCCAGGGCCCAGAGGAGGCAGAGGAGACUGUGGCCCCAAGGGAGGACCAGGGGGAAAGGGAACCUCUGGAGAGGAGGGAGAACCAGGGCCUCAGGGAGAACCUGGAUUCAGAGGACCAAGAGGAGUGGGUGGACGAGAUGGAGAUCCAGGUCCCGAGGGAGACCCUGGCCUCACAGAAUGUGAUGUCAUGAACUACAUCAGAGAGACCUGCGGCUGCUGUGACUGUGAGAAGCGGUGUGGGGCGCUGGACAUCGUGUUUGUGAUUGACAGCUCAGAGUCAGUGGGUCUGACCAAUUUUACUCUGGAGAAGAACUUUGUGAUCAACACCAUCAACAGACUGGGAUCCAUGGCCAAGGACCCCAACUCAGAGACAGGUACCAGAGUGGGGGUGGUCCAGUACAGUCACAGUGGAACCUUCCAGGCCAUCAGGCUCAAUGACUCCAAGAUCGACUCACUGUCUGCCUUCAAGGAUGCGGUAAAGCGUCUGGAAUGGAUAGCCGGGGGGACGUGGACCCCAUCAGCGCUGAAAUACGCCUACGACCACCUGAUCAAAGACAGUCGCAGAGCUAAAGCCAACGUCACCGUGGUAGUCAUCACAGACGGACGGUUUGACCCCAGGGACGACGACUCACUGCUCACAUACCUCUGCAGCGACCCCAGUGUGGAUGUGAGCGCUAUAGGUAUAGGGGACAUGUUUGACCAGAUAGAGGAGAAUGAGAGCCUGAAGAGUAUAGCCUGUCAGAGAGAAGGUAGGGUGCUGGGGAUGAGGCGCUUCGCUGAUCUGGUGGCAGAGGAGUUCAUCGACAAGAUAGAGACCGUGCUCUGCCCAGAUCCUGUCAUUGUGUGUCCUGACCUCCCCUGUAAAACUGAGCCAGCAGUGGCCAGCUGUGUCCAGCGCCCUGUGGACCUUGUGUUCAUGCUGGACGGGUCAGAGAGAAUGGGAGUGGAGAACCACCGCCGAGCCAAGGAGUUCAUCGAGAACGUGGCGCGCCGCCUCACGCUAGCCAACGGCCAAUCAGACGACAGGAACGCCCGCAUCGCCCUGCUGCAGUACGGCAGCAAAUCAGAACAGAGGGUUGAGUUUUCGCUCACGCACAAUCUGACGGUGAUCGCUGAUUCGCUGGCUGGGAUGAGCUACAUGGACUCCGCCUCCUCUCUGGGCAGCGCCAUCAUACACGCUGUCAACAACCUGGUGAUGUCGCAGGGCAGCCGUCUGGCGCGUCGUAACGCAGAACUGUCUUUUGUCUUCAUUACCGACGGAAUCACUGCCAGCGAAAGCCUGGAGGAGGGCGUGUCGGCCAUGCGGCGGGCUGAGGGUGUUCCCACGGUGAUCGCCAUGGGGACCGACACGGACCAGGACGUGCUGAGGAAGGUUGCCCUGGGAGACACGUCGGCCAUCUUUAGAGGAGAGGACUACGCCACGUUGGGGAAACCCACAUUCCUCGAACGCUUCAUCCGCUGGGUCUGCUAACCAGCUCGUUAGAGCUAACCAGCUCGUCAGAGCUAACCAGCUAACCAGCUGUGUUUUAACUAACAGUUAAAGGUGCAAUCCGUAAGAAUCUUUUUAGUAACGAAAUAAACAAACAAAUCAACAUGUUCUGAGAUGUGAAGGUGCUCUGUGCUCUGCAAAGUUUAAGCAAAAAGUGGCAGAACUUGGAAGCUCAACUUCUAGCUCGUCCAAGAGACAUAAGGCACUCCAGAUUUGUGUAUUUUUUUAAAUGAAUUAAAUGACAGAUUUCACCUUUAACUAGUUAAGCCCAAACAACCAAAGCCUUUCUUAUCAGAGAGUUACCGAAGUGUGAAAGAGGUUGCAAUUGUAAGUCUUGUUUCGUUUCUGUUUGUUUUUUUGUAUUGUGUUUCUAGAAGAGAUCCCUCACUGUGAGGUCUGUAUCAGUACGUUUGUAUUUUACACUAAAGGUGCUAUUCUAGUGGAAGGAGUUACACACAGUCUCGUGUUGCACAAACAGUCAACUCUGUUUAUCAAACAGUCUUAAUUUUUAAACAGUUCAGUUUUUCAAACUUUGUAAUUUCGAUAGAAGUGCCGCUUUAUACUUUAUUAUUCUAGUUCAGGGGACCAUCCACUCAUUUACACACAUCUCUCACACAAACACACCAAUUAGUUCAGGGUUUCAAACUCGGUCCUGUCCUCCUGCUGAGCUAGCUACUCUGAGCUAGCUAUUAAACCCAACACACCUACAUCUAUACCCAACACACCUUUAUCCAACACACCCAUACUUUUACCCAACACCCCCACACUUUUACCCAACACACACACACACACACACACUGAAAAUGUAUUUGUUGUAAACUGAGCAGUAUGUAAUAAAGCUAGCUGUGGUGAAACCAGA
Messenger RNA from Oncorhynchus gorbuscha (pink salmon), 3253 nucleotides. Its product is annotated as collagen alpha-2(VI) chain-like. Lineage: Eukaryota; Metazoa; Chordata; Actinopteri; Salmoniformes; Salmonidae. The record is from RefSeq and is a predicted model, not a curated record. The transcript has 22 exons. The coding region runs from base 1 to 2376 and encodes 791 amino acids.